Molecule: messenger RNA, 1555 nt
Organism: Acyrthosiphon pisum (pea aphid)
Lineage: Eukaryota; Metazoa; Arthropoda; Insecta; Hemiptera; Aphididae
Product: putative small nuclear ribonucleoprotein Sm D1
Exons: 4
Coding region: 264-668 (134 amino acids)
Biological process (GO): spliceosomal snRNP assembly; RNA processing
Molecular function (GO): RNA binding
Source: RefSeq, a predicted model, not a curated record
UAUCGUACGUCCGUGUCCGUAUAUCAAUUUUUGGGUUCCACAUUCAUAACGCUUCUGAUUUCUGAAUACAACUUGCUGUUUGUCUAACAGAUUACAUUACUAUUCCUUGUGUUUAUUACAGUCAAGUAGACAACAGCACGUAGGGCGUACGCCGUGCAUCGAUUCCAAUCUGCCAUUUUUGUGGCUUGUGGGUAAUUUAAGUUUGGAUCAAUAAAAUACAACAUUGUUUAUAUUAAUCUACGACAGUCCUGAGCAAAAUCAUUAUGAAGUUGGUCAAGUUUUUGAUGAAACUAAGUCAUGAAACGGUGACAUUAGAACUGAAAAAUGGUACUAGUGUUCAUGGAACCAUUACAGGAGUUGAUGUAGCUAUGAACACUCACUUGAAAACUGUUAAAAUGACUAUGAAAAAUAAUCAGCCAAUACAUUACGAUACACUUAGCGUCCGUGGUAAUAAUAUACGGUACUUCAUUUUACCAGAUUCACUAACCCUUGAAACAUUGCUAGUUGACGAUGCACCUAAAUCAAGGUUAAAUCGUAAUGGGCGAGGAACUCGUGGAGGAGCCGGAAGAGGAGGUCGUGGACGUGGAGGUCCAAGAGGACGAGGAGGUCGCGGAGGACCUCGCGGUGGUGGAAGUCGAGGACGUAGUGGUGGACCACCUCGGCGUUAAAAAUAUAAUUCAUGUUCCUAAUAUAUUAGAAAACAUUUUAAAUAUAUUAUUUUACAUAUUUUAAAUUUUUAGUGCAUAUUUAGCUGAUUUUUAGCUGUGUGUAAAUCCAUGCUCUACUAUAUAUUAGAAAAAAUCCUAUUGAAUAUCUUUUAUUUUUAUUUUUUCGACCUAAAGAAAUUUGAUACCUGCUGGAUUUUCUACCGAAGUAGACCUAUCUUAUGCUAAUUGUAGGUAUCUACCUUGUUACUAUCCCAGCAAUAGAAUACAUUUUCUGAAAAUAUAUUUUAAUUUGUCAAUAAGUUUAGUUGGAAACAACUUAACCACUUUUUAAAAAUGUUAAUAAUAUUUAAUUUGAAAAAAUAAGUUAAAUAACUUCAUGACGAAUACAAAUAUUAUAUUUUAAAAGAUUUUAUCUGAUAAAUAGUUUGUUAAGGUGAUUCGAUACUGUGAUUUUCUGUUUUUGUCUAACACACGUGUGAUCUAAGAUAUUAGACUGGUUCUUGUCAAACAUACCAUUUAUUGAUCUAACGAAGAAAUAAGAAUUCUAAAGAUAGAUUUGAAUUUGUCGUCAAGUCUACUUGAAACCAACUUUCCCAUAUUUUUGAUUCUAACUUCCACAAAAAUGAAAUACGACAAUUCUUAAAUACUUUUUUUUAAUAUGACAUUUUUAGGAAAUCAGGAGUAUAAUAACAAAAAUGUGGAUAAGUCGAUUUCAAGUAGAGUCUGAUCUGUUUCUAGAAUUCUUAUUACUUCAUUCGAUCAAUUGGUAAUGUUUGACAAAAAGCACGUCUAAAUUACCAUGUCGCGCGUGCAUUGGAAAAAAAAUCACGGUAUCAAAUCUCCUUAAAAAACUGAAAAAAAUAUUGAUACUUUAGAAAAAAAAAAAA